AUGACGGCAGUAUUCCGUUCCAGUAAAGAACCUGUUGAGAUCGCAGCACAAAUGCAGAGGGGUAAUGGCAACCCGUUGGGAGACGAGUUUUGUUUUAUUGACGCGGAACAUGACAAAGUGAAAGGCAUGAAGACCAUCAACUUGUCUGUUCAACACCCUGUUUUAAAAGAAUGUGUGACCAUUGCAAGCAUGGAUUGCACAUCAGAAUCCACGGAGACUUUGUGCGAGUUCUGGAGACAACUGAACAAUGUAAGUGAUAAACAUUGAUGUACAUUACAGUACAGUACGUGUAUAGUACUGUUAUUAGAUCACAUACUACAUUCUGUUGUACUACAACACAUGUUCGCAGGCUAAAAUACACAUUGGAAACCACAUGCCUAUUUUCCUCAGUUUAAACUUUCGAUGUGACAAAAAGAAAAAAUCCGACGAAGAAAUCAUGUACGAACACGAAAUUCCGAUUAUUCAAAGUUGCAUGAAACUCGCAUUACUUAAGUGUUAGGCUGUUGGUUUUUUAUUAUUUUACCAUUUUUAUCAUGCGAUAUUAAUUGUUUUGCAGGCUUUGCGGGAAUAUACUGAUGACAUGACGUAUAUCUUUGAUCCAGAAGGAAUUAUAACGGAUGAGCAUGGCGGAAACCGUGAAAGUAUUCGUCGUGAACUCAAACCUGGCAUGGUAGCAAGGUCCAAGUCCUGUGAGCUCCAUUUCUAUGAUUGUGCGCACAAAGUGAGUAAAGCUAAUUGGAGUGAAAAGUCGAGAAAGAAAUUGAUAACCAUGGCACAUGGUAUAUAUACAGCUGAGACUCCGGGAACAUAUGAAGCAAGGUGACGAACGCUUUUGGAGUGGGCAGAAAAACCAAAGCGAAAUCACGUAAAAUCUUGGUUUAAUAAUUUCUGGCAUGUCAGGCAGUAAGCUGAAAUGCACAAAGUGGCAAUAAAAAUUUAGAUUGACUCAUUUGAAAGAAUUGUAUAUAAAUUUUGUAUGCUUAGUUCUUGAAAUAUUUUAAUGGAAAGCAAUGAGAUGUCCGGCAUUCUGGAUGGAUAUUUUAUUCAUUAACGAUGGUUUUGGUGACGUCAUAAGUGGGUUAGCCAUAUAAAAGAACUCCUUCGUGACCAAAAACGAAUUUGUUAUCAAUCGUAGAUGUUUUAUUUAAUUAUUUGAAGAAGUAUCAGCAGUAUAAUUUUGAUCUGAUCAUCAGAGCUUGAUAUAAAACAUUUUGUGGCCCACUUGUGACGCUAACUUAGAUUUUGACAAAUAUCAAGAUUAACAAAUAUCAGACACCUGAAAAACACGAGAAGAUAUUGUGAUCAAACUUCACAUUGGCAAACUAUCCAAAUAUUCUUUUUGUGGCAAGGUUUUUUCAAAUAAAAUAAUGUUAAUUUUUAUUGCCGACACCCUUCCAUUCAAUGCAAAUUUUCACAUAAAUAAUAGGUCCAUGUUUCUUUCGCUUUGCCUAUAACAAGGCUAGAAAAAUUGCUGAUUAUCGAUAAAACAGUACUUUUGCCAAGAGUCGCGAAAAAGCUAAAAAAUUAUCCCAUUACAAUGCAGAACAAUUACGAUCACUUGUAGAUAAAUUACUGUCUGAGGUCUUUCGUAAUUUUGCUCUCGUGAAUUGUGUUUGUUAUACUGUACUAUACGCAUGCAAUUGAAUGAUGCAAAUGCAAUGGGUUAUAUUUUUUGUUUUUAAACAGAUUCCAUGUGUUUCGCGCAUUCAAGAACUCCACAGCACCUAAUACUAACAUGGCUGAGGUGGCUCAUUCUAGAAAUGCCACAUGAGGUGCUAAGAACGACAGUCUUGCCCGAGUAGCAGAAGACCAUGUCGUUGAAAGUGCUUUGCUGAAGGCAAAAAUUGAAAGGUAAAUUUAAAGGCAAGGGAUAAAGCUAAAAGGCCAAAACCAAGUGCGAAAAGUACGAUGAGAAUUACCUUAUAAAUUACAAGACUAUAGAAAGACUAUAUAUGUUCGACAAACAAACUGAUACAGACUCUCUUGAGUGUUAUUAAUAAGAGAAAAAUAUAUAUUGAUGACUAUGGCCGACCCCAUCGUCCUUUCCACACGCUUGGCUUUGACUCUUUAGCUUUGUCAGAUGACUACCUUGAGGUAUUUAGCUGUAUACAUGUAUACAGCUAAUUCGAAAAUUCUAAACUUUAAACCAUAAUCUUUAAACUCUAGCUAAGCAUGAAAAUUGCGAUGGGAGCACAUGGACGCAUUGUAUUUAUCGUAUUUAGUCCGAAGGACUUAUCACAAUGGAGUGAACGGACAGAAUUCCCAUCGUCCAUUUUGUUCAUAGCUACAGAGUUUAGGUUUUGUUUGAAGUUUGAGCUUUAUAUGUAUAUGUAAUGUAAUGCAAUGUAAUGUAAUGUAAUGUAAAACCGUUAUUUUAACAGGGAUACUCUUUCAGAAGACAAGCUUAUGCUAUCAAUAGGGGCCCUGUAAAUUUGAUCAACUAUAGUACCAUUAAAAUUACAGGAAUAUAUACAAAAUAUACCACUUCUACUGCUACUAUUCUAAAACGAGUAGGCUACAUUAUAAAAAUACUAAGAGUUAAGUCUAUUAAAAAUCUUACAACCGUUAUAAUAAAAGGAGCGUUUUGCGGUUUCUGUUCGAACCCUUGGCAAAUGAAGCAUAUUGCUUUGCCUUGUCGUACGGUUAUAUGUAUCACAUUAAAAGUGAAAUAAUCCUUAUAAUAAAAGGAGCGUUUUGCGGUUUCUGUUCGAACCCUUGGCAAAUGAAGCAUAUUGCUUUGCCUUGUUGUACGGUUAUAUGUAUCACAUUAAAAGCGAAAUAGUGCUUAACAAAUUGAGGACAAUGAUCGACCCUUAAUACACUUUUAACAAAUUUAAAAACAUGGUUUGCCCACCUAUUCUGUAAAGUAGGCCAUUUCAGUUUGUCCAUAGCUUCGUCACUAUCACUAAUGUUCAAUUUUUAAUCUUAGCUGUGCGUCUUUGAAGUUUUUCUAAACAGGUGCUGUUACAAACACCACAACUAUCCCAGACAAUGUUGCAAUAUUCCAGAAUGGUUGCAAUAUUCCAGAAUGGGUCUUACAUAGGAUAGAUAAAUCACAUUCGCACAAUGUGAUGUAAUGUUACUCCGUAUACGCCUUAGCAUGCCUAAUCGUUUCCCUACUCUUGAAGUAGUAUACUUAAUUUAACAUGAGCAUUCCAUGAGACUUUUUCAUCAAACUGAAUUCCUAAAUAUUUAAAUUCAGAUACACGCUUUAUCGGAUUCCCAUUAAAUGUCACACGAAAGUCAGUAACUUGAGAAAGUCUAGCCUGUGUACCAAACAACAUAGCUUCAGUCUUAGUUACAUUUAAAAACAAACUGUUACUGCAUAGCCACGAACCGAUAACAUGAAGAUCUUCAGUAAGUUUACUCACAAUUGUUGACGCAAUCUUCCCUUAUUAUUCAUUUCUACUGUAUAUUAUGUUUCUCUAGUUAUGAAAAUGGAAGUUACGCUGGAGGUCUGGAGCAGAAAAGAAAGGAUGUGAUUUCGUUAAGGAGGCAGUUGGACAGG
Paramuricea clavata is the source of this 3508-nucleotide messenger RNA. The record is from the annotation of a GenBank genome assembly. NCBI's taxonomy places the organism in Eukaryota, Metazoa, Cnidaria, Anthozoa, Malacalcyonacea, Plexauridae.